This is a messenger RNA of Prunus avium (sweet cherry), 456 nucleotides long. The record is from RefSeq and is a predicted model, not a curated record. NCBI's taxonomy places the organism in Eukaryota, Viridiplantae, Streptophyta, Magnoliopsida, Rosales, Rosaceae.
AUGACGAAUGAUUUUCAGUGCUUGAGACAACAGAUUGUUAAAGAGCAUAAAGAAGGUCUCAAGAGGAGGUAUUAUAAUGCCACUGGAGAGGAAGUAAGUGAGGAGGUGAUUGAUAAGAUGAUUUUGGAAAGUGGACAGGUCAAAGUUUUUGAGGGGAAGGCUGAGCUGGCAAUGGAGAAUCUGCAGAAGCAUGAGGCCUUGAAGGACUUGCAGAGAAGCUUGACAGAACUCCAUCAAGUUUUCCUGGAUAUGGCAAUGAUGGUUGAAAAGCAAGGGGAACAAAUGGGUGAUAAUGAACAGAAUGUGGCUGAUACUGGAGCUUACAUUCAUGGUGGAACCAAUGCUCCUUUUUCUGCUAAGCAGAUGAAGCAGAGAAGAGGAAGAUGGGUUUGUUGUAUUGGGGCUUUGGUGUUGCUUGCGUUGCUGGUAUGCCUAAUUUCCAUCUUAGCUUCUUGA